Molecule: messenger RNA, 1290 nt
Organism: Rhopalosiphum padi (bird cherry-oat aphid)
Lineage: Eukaryota; Metazoa; Arthropoda; Insecta; Hemiptera; Aphididae
Product: PRKCA-binding protein-like
Exons: 7
Coding region: 1-1179 (392 amino acids)
Biological process (GO): regulation of Arp2/3 complex-mediated actin nucleation; dendritic spine maintenance; receptor clustering
Cellular component (GO): postsynaptic early endosome; trans-Golgi network membrane; synaptic vesicle
Molecular function (GO): protein kinase C binding; protein domain specific binding; phospholipid binding
Source: RefSeq, a predicted model, not a curated record
AUGGAUUCUAUACACGAUGAUCAUUGUUUUAACGAAGAUAAAAUGGGUAUAAAAAUAACAUCUGGGGUUGUUACAAUUAACAAGGACCCGAAAACCAAUCGUAUAGGUAUCGCAAUAGGCGGAGGACCUCCUUACUGCCCUUGUAUAUACAUUACGCAGAUUUUGGAAAAUUCACCAACUGCAUUAAAUGGUAUAUUAGAAAGUGGUGAUGAGCUUUUAGCUAUUAAUAAUGAACGUGUUAGUGGAUGUGACAAAAUGGAAGUAUCACAAAUGAUACGGACAAGUGGUAAUCGAGUAACAUUGAAAUAUAACAAAUUAGACGCUGAUGUCCAACAAGGUAAAACGUUGGAUAUUGUAUUAAAAAAAGUUAAACAUAGACUAGUUGAAUGUAUAUCUACCACUACUGCUGAUUAUUUGGGUAUGUCUCGUGCAAUACUUGUCGAUGACAGUCUUGUUAAACGCUUAAAACAGCUAGAUGAUUUGGAACAAGCAUAUCGUUGUUUGAUUGAUCACACAGAACGUGUACUAGGUGCGUUUGAAGCUCUGACCCAAUGUUAUAAAGAAUUUGGGGACUCAUUUGCAGAAAUAGGUGUUAGGGAACCACAACCUAGAGCUAGUAUGUCUUUAAUGCGCUUUGCUGAAUAUCACAGGCGAAUGGAACAUCUAGGUCAGAUGCUAAUCGAAGUUUUAAAACCAAUAUCCAGGUCAUUUGGCACAUAUCUGGAAAAAGCUAUUCCAGAUACCAAGCAAACAAUACGCAAAUAUGCCGAUGUGAAAUUUGAAUUUUUAUCUUACUGUUUAAAAAUCAAUGAGUUAGACGGUUUGGACGAUAUAGAGGAUUCUAGUUCAACAAGCGUUCCUUUAUAUCCCAUUGUAACAGGCAAUUAUGAAUACAGACUUCUUUUGAAAUGCAAACAGUCAGCAAGAAAACGAUUUCUUGCUCUUAGAGAAGACGUUUUAACCAAAAUCGGACUAUUGGAAAAUAAACGCGUUCAUGAUAUUGUAGAUCAAUUUCAAAUAAUUGCUUCACAGAUUGCUAGUUUUAAUCAUGAAAUAAAUUGGAUGAUACUUGGAGGGGAUAACGAUACUAAUGAACCACCGCUCUUUCCUAUUGAAAUGGAUUUGAAAUGCACUGCAUUUGAAUAUAAUUCAGUCCAACCAGUUAGUGAACUUGACUAAGAUGAACUUAAUGACGUAAAAAACAUUUGUAUGUUUUAUUUAAAUUAACUAAUUUACUAUGGAAAUAGUAUUUUACAUAAAUUAUAGAAAAGUUUAAUAACCUAAAAGUAA